UGUUGUGGUGUUGAGAUGAAGAGAUCGGUGUCAUGACAUGGACUGCUGGAUGCUUCUCGUCUCCCUGGGCUCGAGGAUGACGAGGCUGUCGAGGCUGAGUGUCUAUGCUGCCGUGUACCUGUGCCUGUGCCUGCUCGCCAACGUCGUCCUCGUCAUGGUCUUCGUCAUGAGUCAGCGCUGGGGCGACUCCACUCCGGCCGCGGCGCCCAGGGGGGGUCCUGCGAGCUCCACUCACGAUUGGGAUUUAAAUAAUGCUAGACUUCUAACUUGCAAAGAAAUACAUACCAUAAGAAAUUUAACAGUCAUUGGAUCUGGAUGGACAAAAACAGUUUACAGAGGUUUAUAUGGAAAUAGUGCAGUAGCGUUAAAAACUGUGCAUAGUUCUGGUCACGACAUGACUAGUUGUCAGGAAGAAACUAGUGUCUGCUAUCAUCGUUGUGCCUCAAAGAUAAUCAAGGAGACAGCACUGCUUCGUGAACUUAAACAUCCAAAUGUUUUAAAGGUAUUGGGGGAGUGCUUACCAAAUGAAGAUUAUUCCCCAGGACCUCCUGCAGUAGGAGUUGUUGCAGUGAUAACAGAACUGGGUCAUCCUGUGGACAUGAUUGAAAUAUUGCAGAUGGACUUUGAAAGCCGUUUGAAGCUAGCAUAUGAUGUAGUCAGUAUACUGCAGCAUCUAGUCCACUCUCCCCUCGGCUCUCUAUUAAUGAAGGACUUUCGACGGCAGCAGUUUGUUAUUGUUGGUGACACCCUAAAAUUAUCUGAUGUGGAUGAUAUAGUUCUUGGAGACCCCAAGUGCACUCAUGAUAAGGACUGCAUUCUGGAGAUCAGCAGUGGUAAACAUGUUAAAUCAUAUUUGCCAUGUAGUGCUGGGAAGUGUAAAGGCUACAAUAGCCUGAGUAAUGCAAUUCAAGCUGGGCAACAUUUCAUGCGUCUGCUGAUCCCCUAUGGAAGUCCGAAAGCUUUAGAAAAUACAAGUUCUGAUAUUCUAAACCGUCUUUUGGCUGGAAAUUUAUACUCUGAAGAAGUUUAUUCAGAGAUUCAUCGGUUAGUGAGGAAUUACUCUUCUGGAAAUUAUCUUAAAGAUACUGAGAAGGAUAUGAUUAAAGAUUAUGUUGCAUACCCUGGUGAAACAAUAUCAGAAGGCGACUUUUCAUGUCAGAAGACAGCUGCUUGGGGUUGUAUUCAGUCAGUAUCCUCACCAGCAGAAGGUGCCUGGCUCUGCUCUCAAAUCCCAAAGUGUGAGGCAUUUAUCCUCAUUGAUCAGAGGUCUUGGACAGGCCGUCAGAUUGCAGUCUUUAAGUCAUCACUUAGGAAUAUCAAAGAAAAUAAGGAGCAUACACUUUAUAUCCGUCGAGGGCAGGGCUGAUGAGUAGGCAUGUUGUGAUCUAUAAUUGUAUAGAUAUAAAAAAAAAAAA
Messenger RNA from Penaeus vannamei (Pacific white shrimp), 1415 nucleotides. RefSeq names its product extracellular tyrosine-protein kinase PKDCC. Gene Ontology annotation, biological process: peptidyl-tyrosine phosphorylation; skeletal system development. NCBI's taxonomy places the organism in Eukaryota, Metazoa, Arthropoda, Malacostraca, Decapoda, Penaeidae. Gene Ontology annotation, molecular function: non-membrane spanning protein tyrosine kinase activity; ATP binding. Gene Ontology annotation, cellular component: extracellular region. The record is from RefSeq and is a predicted model, not a curated record.